Messenger RNA from Sorex araneus (European shrew), 3198 nucleotides. RefSeq names its product cytohesin 3 (gene CYTH3). Bases 114 to 1322 code for a protein of 402 amino acids. Gene Ontology annotation, biological process: regulation of ARF protein signal transduction. The transcript has 13 exons. Gene Ontology annotation, molecular function: guanyl-nucleotide exchange factor activity. The record is from RefSeq and is a predicted model, not a curated record. Lineage: Eukaryota; Metazoa; Chordata; Mammalia; Eulipotyphla; Soricidae.
GGCCCCGGGCCCGAGCCGCGCGCGCUGCAGGAGCCGCGGCGCUCGGUGCUCCCGGCCGCGGCGCUCGGUGCUCCCCGCCGGCCCCGGGCUGCCGGCCGCGGCGCGACCCCGACAUGGACGACGGCGGCGGCGGCGAGGGCGGCGAGGGCGGCGGCGUGCCCGAAGACCUGUCAUUAGAAGAGAGAGAAGAACUUUUGGACAUUCGUCGGAGGAAAAAGGAGCUUAUUGAUGACAUUGAGAGACUGAAGUACGAGAUUGCGGAGGUGAUGACGGAGAUCGACAACCUGACUUCGGUGGAGGAGAGUAAAACAUCCCAGAGGAACAAGCAGAUCGCCAUGGGCAGGAAGAAGUUCAACAUGGACCCCAAAAAGGGGAUCCAGUUCCUCAUCGAGAAUGACCUGCUGCAGACGGCCCCUGAGGACGUGGCCCAGUUCCUGUACAAAGGGGAAGGUCUCAACAAGACGGCCAUCGGGGGCUACCUGGGGGAGAGGGACGAGUUCAACAUUAAGGUGCUUCAGGCCUUCGUGGAGCUGCACGAAUUCGCCGACCUGAACCUCGUCCAAGCUCUGAGACAGUUCCUGUGGAGCUUCCGGCUGCCUGGGGAGGCGCAGAAGAUCGACCGCAUGAUGGAGACCUUCGCUGCCCGCUACUGCCUGUGCAACCCCGGGGUCUUCCAGUCCACAGACACGUGCUACGUGCUGUCGUUCGCCAUCAUCAUGCUGAACACGAGCCUCCACAACCACAACGUGCGCGACAAGCCCACGGCCGAGCGCUUCGUCACCAUGAACCGCGGCAUCAACGAGGGCGGGGACCUCCCCGAGGAGCUGCUGCGGAAUUUGUACGAGAGCAUCAAGAAUGAGCCGUUCAAGAUCCCGGAGGACGACGGCAACGACCUGACGCACACCUUCUUCAACCCCGACCGCGAGGGCUGGCUGCUGAAGCUGGGCGGGCGCGUGAAGACGUGGAAGCGGCGGUGGUUCAUCCUCACUGACAACUGCCUCUACUACUUCGAGUACACCACGGACAAGGAGCCCCGGGGCAUCAUCCCACUGGAGAACCUCAGUAUCCGGGAGGUGGAAGACCCCCGAAAGCCCAACUGCUUCGAGCUGUACAAUCCAAGCCACAAAGGGCAGGUGAUCAAAGCCUGUAAGACCGAGGCGGAUGGGCGCGUGGUGGAGGGUAAUCACGUGGUGUACCGCAUCUCCGCCCCCAGCCCGGAGGAGAAGGACGAGUGGAUGAAAUCCAUCAGAGCGAGUAUCAGUCGCGACCCCUUCUACGACAUGUUGGCAACAAGGAAAAGGAGAAUUGCCAACAAAAAAUAGCAUUCCCGGCCUGGACGGGUCAAAUGGCAACCAAAGCCCCACAGCAAAAAGUGACUGCAGCGCCCUCCUGGGGCCGACGGGGACCACGACAGGAGCCACGACGGGGGCCAUGACGGGGGCCCACGUAUGCCUCUUCCAGAAGGUUCCGGGAGGCAAGAGCCCCGCUGCGCGCUAGGGUCCUGGGGAGCGGGCACCAGGGCCGCCGUGCCCAGACUUGACCUCCUGUCCACUGCGCGUGAGGAGGGGGCCGCCCGGCCCUUCUAGAAGCUUCCCCUGGUGCAGCACCCGCACGGGGCCGGGAAGGGAUGCAAGCCGGCCGCGUGUGCGCGGGGACCACCUCGGCCCGGCGCGGGGGACCCUUCUAGAAGCCGCAGCUUCACGUCGCCACAGGAAAGGAAGUUUUUUAUUCAGAAUUUUUUUCUCAGAUAUAUAGGAUUAUACCUUUUAUAUGCUUUUUAUAUUCUGAAAUUAUAAUGAAAAUACUUUCUAACAGUAGUAUUUUUAGAACGGCAGCUAUAAAUUUAAUUCCGGACACGCGCUCACUGUGCGCUGCGGCGGUGCCCACGUGUCGGCCUGGCCCGCGCCCCGGGUUCGGCGAGGGCGUGCAUCGCGCCCCCUGGCGCCGCGCGGCGGAACAGCAGCCUCUGCUGCAGAUUCUUCUGGCCAAACGUCAGGAUUAGCCCGACCCGACAGCACCGUCCCCCCCCCCCCCCGCCCCCUAGCCUGCCCGGUGCUGCAGAGUGGACGUAGCUGGAAAGGGGCCAUCUUUGGGGGGUCCUGCCCCGUGAGUGGGGAGGCGCAGGCUGGGGCGGCCAUGAGGCACUCAGGGUCCCUUUCCUGUGGGGCACAGCCCGGCGCACGGGUGCUUGCACGUUUGCCAAAGGGAGGGAGGCCCCGGGCUGCUCGGCUCAAGGGAGCCCAUGCAGGGCCAGGCCGACCCGCCGUGAGGUGCCUCUGGCUGCUUUCCUGGGAGCUUUAUUCCGCCCCUGGCCCCUUACCCAGGUGGGCUCCGGGCGGGCUCUUCCCACAGAGCCGCCCGGCGCCACCUUGGAGUUGGGGGCUUUCCCCUCUGGAACCCCCGGGCAGAACGUCACGUUGACGCGCCCAGGGCUGGGCCCCUCUCUGCAGCAGAUCCCCUUUCCGGCUCAUUCCAAGCUUUCAAGCUUAAGGACUGCACUGAUACCUCGAAUUCUACUGUCCAGUUUUUAAGAAAGACGGUCAGCCGCAGGAUGCCUGACCGGCUAUAUGCAACUCCGCCUCCAGCCUUCCAGGGACACCCCUCGGCACCCCUCUCUUCUCUACCCAGGUAGGCCCCGGGGAUGCAGGGCUUCUGGUGCACGGUCUGGGUCAGUCCCAGAGACGAUGCAGAUGGCCACGGUGCUCACACGUUCCCUGCCAUCGAGUCUUCCGUGAUGCCACUGACUCCUGGUUUUGUUGUGACAGUAUUAACAUGACAGGCACACAGCCAUCUCCCCCCCCCCCCCCAACGGCCCAUGGGGUUUGUCACUGCCCUAGUGCUCUUGUCCGGCCACGUCUAAGCUCACUGCUCCAUUCCUGACCCAACAAGCCCCGGAAAUGGGGGUUAAUGGGCGCCCCCUCCCAGGGAGCACCCAGAGGUCACAUGGUGGUUUCUCAUUGUCUUAUUCCUAGAAAACCUUUUUACUUCCAGUAAGUCUAGUUUCCGUGUAAAUAGAGUGUACAUAGAGAGUGAUUUCUGGGGAGUGUUAUUCAUGUAUAUAUGCCCAUAACUUGCAUGACGGAAUAUCCUAUAUCUAUUGCUAUUUUAUUGUAAAGUGAAGUCAGAGCGGAGGGCGUAUGGCUGUCAAACUGCAAAUACUGUGCUCAUGAAAUAAAAAUCAUAUGCGUUGUUAAAGAA